Messenger RNA from Micromonas commoda, 1521 nucleotides. RefSeq lists its product with no specific name. Bases 1 to 1521 code for a protein of 506 amino acids. The transcript has 2 exons. Lineage: Eukaryota; Viridiplantae; Chlorophyta; Mamiellophyceae; Mamiellales; Mamiellaceae. The record is from RefSeq and is a predicted model, not a curated record. Gene Ontology annotation, cellular component: chloroplast envelope.
AUGGCGGCGCCGGGUUCUAACGACGGCGCGGCGCCCGAGGGCGUCGCCGCCGACGGCAAGAUGGCGUGGGAGAUCAUGAAGACCUGCGAGCGGCUCGCGCCGAGGUUCACCCUGGGAGACGUCAUGCUCGCGUCGUCGUCGUCGUCCUUCUCGGGCACCGCCGAGGACAUGAGAUCGUCGCUCGUGAGGAUCGCGCACCUCGCCGGGGCGCACGUGGAGGUCGAGGCCUUGACCGGGGAGGUGAUAUACGUGUUUCCCAGGCGCGUGCGCGCCGCGGUGCUGUCGCGCAACGCGAUAGAGAACAACCGGGCGUUCCGCAGGAGGGCGUGGCGGGGCUUCCUCACCGCGUUCCGAUUCUGCUUCAGCGUGUUCCUCGUGGUGUCGGUGGUGCUCGUUUUCCUCGCGCUCGUCGCGAUCAUGAUCAUCGCCCUGACGCAGAGCAGGGACAGGGGCGGCGGGGGCGGGCAGCUCCCGCUGUUCUUCGGCCCGGGAGGGCCCGGCGGCGGCGGCGGCGGCGGCGGACCGUAUUACCACCACCACGGCGGCCUCAACGACAACUUCUGGCUCUACCUCUACAUGCGCGACAUAUGGUGGCUGACGUACUGGAACGAGCACGAGUACAGGAUGCAUCAGCGCCUGCACGGGGAGUACGGCCGGGGUUUGCGGCACGGACAGCCCGCGAAGGGCGCCGGCGGAGGCGCGGCCCCGCCCGGAGGCGACGACGGCGGCGGCGGCGGAGGACGAGGAGGAGGGGGACGGGGAGGAGGAGGAGGAGGAGGAGGAGGCGGAGGAGGAGGCGGAGGACGCCCGGGCCCUCCCGACCGCGACCCCCCGGGUGGUCCGGGUGCCGACUGGGACAGGUUCCUCGCCGAGGAGGACGAGGCGGAGCGCGGCGAAGGGGACAAGAACCGCGAACUGUCGUUCAUCGAGAGCGUCUUUGCGUUUGUCUUCGGCCGCGGCGAUCCAAACGAGGACCUCGAGCACCGACGCUGGCGAGCCGUGGGUCUGCUGCUCAGGGCGAACCAAGGCGUUGUGUACGCCGAGCAGCUCGCGCCGUUCCUGGACUCGUACCUGCUCCGGGACCACCGCGGGGGCGGGCUCGACGCCUUGGCCGCGACGGUCCGGAACAUCAUCCGGAACAUCAUCCGGAGAAAAGAAGACGACGCCCGGGGCGACGCGUCGCGGAUGCACGAGGGAUACGUCCUCGAGGCACUCGCCAAGUUCGGGGGGCACGCGGAGAGCUCCGAGGACGGCCGGCUGGUGUACGUGUUCCCCGCGCUGCAGGUGUCGACGCUGGAGGACCACGAGGGGAGCGGCGGGGGGGGCGGGACCGGGGAAUCGCGAAGCCGACCAAUCAGGACGCUUCCCCCGCCCAUACCCCCGCCCAUCUUUGAACGCGCGCGGCCGGUCGCGUCGGAGGGAUGGAUUUCCGCGCGCCGAGGCGUCCACUGGGGAUCAGGGCGCGGAGGACGAUGGGUCGCAAAAUCGCCCCCGGGCAUCGAUACGACUCCGACGUCGUGA